This is a messenger RNA of Seriola aureovittata, 7517 nucleotides long. It is a transcript of the gene kcnh1b, whose product is annotated as potassium voltage-gated channel, subfamily H (eag-related), member 1b. NCBI's taxonomy places the organism in Eukaryota, Metazoa, Chordata, Actinopteri, Carangiformes, Carangidae. Gene Ontology annotation, molecular function: delayed rectifier potassium channel activity. Bases 212 to 3112 code for a protein of 966 amino acids. The transcript has 12 exons. The record is from RefSeq and is a predicted model, not a curated record. Gene Ontology annotation, cellular component: membrane. Gene Ontology annotation, biological process: potassium ion transmembrane transport; regulation of membrane potential.
ACGAGCGAGAGAGAGAGAGAGAGAGAGCACGAGCGAGAGAGAGAGAGAGAGAGAGAGAGCACGAGCGAGAGCACGAGCGAGAGCACGAGCGAGAGAGAGCACGAGCGAGAGAGAGCUCCUACUCUACACCGCGCGAGGCUCGAGCAGCAUCAGAUAUGUGAGCGGCGGGAAGCGGCUCUGCCUCGCGCUGCAGGAGAGGACGGCAGGAAGGAUGGCGGGAGGACGGCGGGGUCUCGUGGCCCCUCAGAACACGUUCCUGGAGAACAUCGUCCGCCGGUCCAACGUUUGGACAUUAUCACAUAGACAGACAGACACCAACUUUGUUCUGGGCAACGCGCAGAUCGUGGACUGGCCCAUCGUCUACAGCAACGAUGGCUUCUGCAAACUGUCCGGCUACCACCGAGCCGAGGUCAUGCAGAAGAGCAGCACCUGCAGCUUCAUGUAUGGAGAGCUGACGGACAAGGAGAUGAGCGAGAAGGUCCGACAGACCUUCGAGAGCUACGAGAUGAACUCCUUUGAGAUUCUGAUGUACAAGAAAAACCGGAUGCCGGUCUGGUUUUUCGUGAAGAUCGCUCCGAUCAGAAACGAGCAGGACAAAGUCGUCCUGUUCCUCUGCACCUUCAGUGACAUCACCGCCUUCAAGCAACCAAUCGAGGACGACUCUUCAAAAGGUUGGGGUAAAUUUGCUCGUCUGACUCGAGCGUUAACGAGCAGUCGAGGAGUUCUCCAGCAGCUCGCUCCGGCGGUCCAUAAAGGAGAGAACGUCCACAAGCACUCGCGGCUGGCGGAGGUUCUCCAGCUGGGCUCAGACAUCUUGCCUCAGUACAAACAGGAAACGCCGAAGACGCCGCCGCACAUCAUCCUGCACUACUGCCUCUUCAAGACCACGUGGGACUGGGUCAUCCUCAUCCUCACUUUCUACACCGCCAUCAUGGUGCCGUACAACGUCUCCUUCAAGACCAAGCAGAACAACGUCACCUGGCUGGUGGUGGACAGCAUCGUGGACGUCAUCUUUCUCGUCGACAUCGUCCUCAACUUCCACACCACCUUCGUCGGGCCGGCCGGAGAGGUCAUCUCUGACCCCAAACUCAUCCGCAUGAACUACGUCAAGACCUGGUUCGUCAUCGACCUGCUGUCCUGCCUGCCUUACGACGUCAUCAACGCCUUCGAGAAUGUCGACGAGGGGAUCAGCAGUCUCUUCAGCUCUCUCAAAGUGGUCCGCCUGCUGCGUUUGGGUCGGGUUGCCAGGAAGCUGGACCACUACAUCGAGUACGGGGCCGCGGUGCUGGUCUUACUGGUGUGUGUGUUCGGCCUGGCGGCCCAUUGGCUGGCCUGUAUCUGGUACAGCAUCGGAGACUACGAGGUGAUCGACGAGGACACCAACAUGGUGAGGAUGGACAGCUGGCUGUACCUGCUGGGCGAGACGGUGGGGACGCCGUACAGGUUCAACGCCUCGGGCUUGGGCCGCUGGGAGGGCGGGCCCAGCAAAGACUCGGUCUACAUCACCUCGCUCUACUUCACCAUGACCAGUCUGACCAGCAUCGGCUUCGGAAACAUCGCACCGAACACAGACGGAGAGAAGAUCUUCGCCGUGGCCAUGAUGAUGAUCGGAUCGUUGCUGUACGCCACCAUCUUCGGUAACGUCACCACCAUCUUCCAGCAGAUGUACGCCAACACCAACCGCUACCACGAGAUGCUCAACAGCGUCAGAGACUUCCUCAAACUCUACCAGGUGCCCAAAGGCCUCAGCGAGCGGGUGAUGGACUACAUCGUGUCCACCUGGUCCAUGUCCCGAGGCAUCGACACCGACAAGGUGCUGCAGAUUUGUCCCAAGGACAUGCGAGCGGACAUCUGCGUCCACCUCAACAGGAAGGUGUUUAAGGAACACCCGGCGUUCCGGCUGGCCAGCGACGGCUGUCUGCGCGCCCUCGCCAUGGAGUUCCAGACCGUCCACAGCGCGCCGGGCGACCUCAUCUACCACGCCGGAGAGAGCGUGGACAGCCUCUGCUUCGUGGUGUCGGGGUCACUGGAGGUCAUCCAGGACGACGAGGUGGUGGCCAUUCUAGGUAAAGGCGACGUGUUCGGCGACGUCUUCUGGAAGGAGAUGACGUUGGCUCAGUCCUGCGCCAACGUCCGAGCGCUGACCUACUGCGACCUCCACAUCAUCAAACGGGACGCGCUGCAGAAGGUCCUGGAGUUUUACUCCAACUUCGCAAACCACUUCGCCAGAAACCUGGUCCUCACCUACAACCUGAGGAAGCGGAUUGUCUUCCGGAAGAUCAGCGAUGUGAAACGUGAGGAGGAGGAGGCGUUGAAGAGGAAGAACGAGGCUCCUCUGAAUCUCCCACCGGAUCACCCAGUCCGACGACUCUUCCAGCGUUUCCGACAGCAGAAGGAGGCCCGACUUGCCGCCGAGCGGGUCAGUCCUAGUUCCAGUGAUGUGGAAAAAGGUGUGGAUCACCUAGAGCAGCCCAAAGGCCCAGAGGUCCUGGCCUCCACCAGUAUCGUCAUGGUGACCGAGAGCCCCGCCACACCCGCCUCCUCCUCAGCAUCCACUGCAUCCUCUUCAUCCCGGACCUCCAGCCGAGUCAUGCUCCACACCCCUGCCAUCCAAAACGGAAACCUGACCGGUUGCAAAUCUGCAGAGCCGCCCAAAGCCAAAGGCUGGGGACGAUUCAAGGAGGCGGUCGUGAAGGCCGAUUCAUGGAGCAGCGUCUCCAAGGCCGAGUCCAUGGAGACGCUGCCUGAUAGAACUAAGUCUCAUGACGAGAUGUCCCUCAAGAAAACCGACUCAUGCGACAGCGGCAUCACAAAGAGCGACCUCCGAUUGGACAAUGUCGGCGACGCCAGGACGCCACAGGAGAGGAGUCCAGUUCAGUCUGAGGAGAAGAGGGUCUUCUGUCCAAUACCGGAGCAGAGCAUGCAAGCCUCUUUCCUCGAGCUGAAACAAGAAUUACGAGGAGACAUCAGAUCUCUGAACAGUCGCAUGGCAGCGCUGGAGGGUCAGUUAGCCGAGAUGCUUCGACUUCUCAAAUCCAGGAAGUCGUCGGGCUCCUUCUUCGAGAUCUCCCGGCCGCCGUCCCCCGACUCCGAUAAGGACAGCUUCUCGUAAACUGAACAUGGAAUUAGUCCGUGGGAGUCGAACUUGAACGAUUCAGCCUCCAGAUGUCAGAGAAGAGCACCUGAGUGUGAGGCUGUGCUCAUGGUCGUCAAUGACGACGUCACACAGAAGACAAAAGCACUUUGGUUCGUUCGUAGCAUCACUCUGCUGUUCGAGACGUUACAGACUGAAAUGACGUCGAACUAGAACGAGGAUAAGUCUUAUAAGUUUUGCUUUGAUGAGAGAUUAUAGACAGAGUCAGUCACAACGGCACCUUCGGUCCUCAGGAGGGUUUGUAGCCUGGAGACCUUCACGAGAUAUCGGCAAUAAUAACAGAAGGCUUUAAAGUUGUUGUUUUGAACAGGACUUAGACACUGUGAUGUGGUGAAUUUGAUGAAGUCUGGUCCACAAAGUCUGUUUAGCUGCUCAGAGCCUCCCGAUACUGAAGGGUCCACUCUCAUUGGCUGUCUGCACUCUCAAUCAAAAGUUUUAUGCACCGCAAAAUGUUUUUAAUCAAGUCUGCUAGACUGCUCGGAUCAAAGAGAGACGUACCAGUGUUCGCAAAUGAAAGUCAAGAUAGAUGUUAAUGUUAAUGUACGUGAGGAUGACGACUACAAUCUACUGUAAAAAGCCAAUUUGAUUUCACAGAUUCCCAAACUUUUAAAACUCACUGGGCUUCAUGAUUUCACUGCUGCACAUCAUCGUAUCAAAGCCACACUAUGCGAUUCAGCAUCAGUCAAGAGACAGCCUUUCAGUCCAAGCAGGAAGCUGCUGAACUGGUUAAAGAACAUUGUGGACCAGAUCUUUCAGCUGAUGGUGGGAAAUGGUUUUGCUCGGUAAGACGUGCUAAAUGACAUUAGCGCCAUUUUAGAGAAAAGAUGUCACCACCUUCAUGCAGACUAAAACACUGUGUGCACGGACUUCAGGGAGAGGUCUUUGAUGAUUGGAAUCAGCAGCGUUUAUAUGAAUGAAUGUGAAGGAUUUAAAGUGAAAGAGUGAAAAUGAGGCCGUACAUGUUUCUGAUGUUGAUGUUUCUGCACAGAGCUUUAUUUUUAAUUUAGUUUUUUAUAGAUUUGCAUGUUUCGAAGUUGAUGAGACUCCAGCUCUGAAUGGAGAUCAUAUCUAACACCUCCAAAUUCAAACACAAUAAUAAUGCUUAUGAUUCUGAUGGUUGCCUGAAUGCAUUUGAAUUUGGACUGACGGUACAUAUACUCCUUUAUUCAGGUGUUUUUAAGAAAUGGUUAAUGUUAUUUAAGAUUAUAAAGUAUUUAGUUCCACCAGGUAUGAACUUAGGAUCUGUAUCUGGAUAUAUGACCACAGGCUUUUUACCUGGUAUUAAGCAGCAUUAUCAUUGUCUCCAUCUUUGGCAGGAAGGGUUGGCGGACUUUUCAGCAAACAGGGCACAUCUAGGUUCAAGGGAAGUGAUGCCAAAUACUCUAAAGGGACGACUGUGUGUAUGUAAGUUGAGGGUCAUCCAUAUUAACAUGUGUUUUCCCUGAUCCAGAUCACAUCUUGACACAGAUCUCGUUCUAAUACCAGGUGGAAACAGGAUAUCAUAGGUAUCAUAUAUCUUGGAGCAAACAAAACCAGUUCCUUGGUUUUAGUUUUUGGUCUGUGUGGUCUGCCUGUUUCAUUUCCAGUUGUUUUUGAGUAUAACUGCUGGAGGAUUUUCUCAGCAGACUCCGUCGUGUUGGGAAACAACCCCAACAGUCCAGGGCUAGUGAGUUUUUUCUGCAUCAAACACACAUGGUCACACUGGAUGAUUACACUGUAAACAAUAAUGUUACUGUCCGGCUCUAACACUGCAGCCUGUCCUCAGACACUUAGACUAAAGGGUUCAUUAUCUGUAAUAAGUGGCUGCAAAACCCAACUGACAAUUAGCUUCUUCUUCUCAUCCUCCUUUGUUCGUUUUUGUUCAGAUUUCACUAAUGAUUAAAGCUGCAUUGACUCAUACUUAAACACUAAAGGGCAGAAAGUCUCCAAAAACAAAGAAAGUGUCUUUAAGUGUUAGACAGCAGGUCACCAGUGUGUUUUGGUCAUUGUAGGUAGGUGUUUGAGGUGCAGGUUGGUCAGUGCCUCCUCUGGGAGAGAUGUUGUACCUCUCCUCAGAUUAUUGCCUCUUUCUUGUGGCUUUAUGAGUCUCCUUCAUCAGUGUCCACUGGUUGAGGACGUCGUUUCCUUUCCAGAAGUUGCUGGUCGUGUCUCUGACGGUUCAGAGACGACUUGUAGCAACUAAACCACCGUCAGCGCAAACAUGAUGAGGAAUACACAAAGGUGAAAUGAUGAACUGAGGUGUUCUCCGCGUUUUCACCCCUGGACAAACGUCUACAGGACAGUGACAGCAGCGACUGUUGAUCCAUCGUCUGGUGUCAUUUGUUUACCAACCACAACACGUUUGUUGCCCCUGGUUGACAGAUUGUGUUGUAAUGAAGCAGACGUAAUGUCCUGUUGUAGCUGCAGGUCACAACAGCCAAUAGACGAGUUGUGAGUGGCUCAGCACCGAUCCCUCCAUGUUGUUUUUGGAGUUUACCAGAUGUUUCUCGGCUCUUUCUUUGGUUUCAGCUUUGACUUCUUCAUUGUGCCUCCAUUAAAGUUCCAGUGCUCUCCAGCGCAGUAAACUGUAAUGAUUUUUAUAUGCAACGUUUUCUCCUUGAAACGCCACCGGUUCGACUCGUCUCUCAAUCCUCUAGUCAGCUGAUCAUCUCGUCCGUCGUCUUGAUGAUUUGCAGAUUAUAUUCUUACAGCCCGGACACAACAGCAAAACUCCAGACAGAAAUGGAUCCAGUUCACCUACAUCAAUUUGGUGAAAUUUGACUCAGCAAACCAUCUUGAACCAUCCAAUUUUAUGUAAACAAGCUCCUACACUGCUCUACAGAGGAGUUGAUGAUACAUAUCUGUUGAAUAAAAUGAGUUAACUUCCUGUUUGGCCAAGAUUCGGAAACUAAGGUUGUGUCCCAAUUCAGGAGCCGCAUCCUCCGGAGGCUGCAUUUGAAGACCGAUGCGUCACAGCGGUGCGACUAGACUGUUGCGUUUCAAACGCUCCUUUAAACGCGGCUGAGAAAUGUGUCGUCCAUUUCCUGGGCAACAGGUGGAUCCAAACAACUGCAACAGCUUAAGUCACAGCUGUUAGCUUACAAAGUGACAUAUCGUUAAGUAGUUGCUGUGUUACUCAACAUGGGCAGACCGGCACCACUCAGAGACAAGACGAGCAGCAACCAUCACAUCUGACUGUGAGAGGUGGACACACCUGUUGAUGGAGGUAAAAACACCCCCAAACAUACUUGAAUCUUGAAUCUCCUGCUGAACUUUGUAUUUGAAAGACAGAAGUUGAAGUUUUCCAGUUCGUUUCAAUACGAUCAGAGUUUUCCCGGUGCUGCAUCUAGUGGAUGUUAGAGAAACUGCAGCUGAACGCAGUGAGGCUAGGCCGAUACUUUACGUGUCCACGCAGCCGAGAGGGUCCAUGUGACGUAAAUUUCAUUGUUGUGUAGCAACAUUCACCAUAACAAACACACAGAUUAGACAGAAUGGCGUCAACAUUCAUUCUGAGUUUAACCAGUUUUAGUCAAACCAGAUUGAUAACAGAAACAAAAUCCAGUCUUUUAAAAUAGAAUUUAGUUGAGUAUCAUCUGCAAACAUGAUACCAGAGUAAAAGUAAGCUUAUCUACGAUUACUGACACAUUUACAACUGAAAAACUUUAGCAGUGAAAAUGUCAAAUGUCCCUGACACUUUGUUCCUGCUAAUCAGAGGAAAUGUAACCUGACAUUUAAAAAUGUACUCACCUGACAUGUCUAAAUGAUAAUCUGAGAUGUACGUUUGUCUUGACUUUGGUAUCUCGUGUAUCCUGUGUAGGUGUGAUAUAUAAUGUAUCGUCAUAAUAUGCAAUUAUCGCCAUGUAUGCUGUUUGUACUGAGAGACUGGUUGUUGUUUGUGGCACUUUGUCAACCUCACGCUGUCCCACAAGCACCGCCGGUUAUCGACACUGAUGCACUUUGGUCGUCCGUCGUCCCUGCAUGAAGCUGGUGUCUGAAACCUGUUUCUUUUUUCAAAGGAAAGACUGAAACCGAGCUGACUUUGCCUUGCUUCUUAAGUAUCUUUGAGGACUUUGAGGUUUGGUUCUCUCUAAACUUUACUACCUUCUGCUGUCGGUCACAUGUAUGUAACGACCGCUGUCUGUGCAUGAAGAGCACCUCAGUGUUAAAACGGUACAAAAUCUUUAUUAAUAUCGCGUAUGCACUGUUUUGGAGAUUCACAGCUUGGAGGAAAAAGCUUGAGAGAAACCUUGUAGUAACCACAGAUAUACAUAUAUUCUUAAUUUGUUCUUCACUUACUGUCAGGAAUGAAAACUGUAUCAGCACAAAGAGUAUUUCUAAAAAAAAUCACAUCAAAUGUCAAAAAUAAAUUAUUUUAUACUUUGUA